Harpia harpyja (harpy eagle) is the source of this 5053-nucleotide messenger RNA. RefSeq names its product gamma-glutamyltransferase 5 (gene GGT5). Gene Ontology annotation, cellular component: plasma membrane. Gene Ontology annotation, molecular function: glutathione gamma-glutamate hydrolase; leukotriene-C(4) hydrolase activity. Lineage: Eukaryota; Metazoa; Chordata; Aves; Accipitriformes; Accipitridae. Gene Ontology annotation, biological process: leukotriene D4 biosynthetic process; glutathione catabolic process; inflammatory response. The transcript has 12 exons. The record is from RefSeq and is a predicted model, not a curated record. Bases 237 to 1907 code for a protein of 556 amino acids.
AAAAAGUUUACUUUAUAAAAGAGUGAAAAGCCUCUCACACGUAAGACAGCAGGAAAGAAAGAGUUGACCGUUUCCUUUGCAGCAGUUUGUAAUCUUAAAAAGAGGGCUGAGCCCACUUGAGCAAGACCUCCCUCCCGAAACUGCCGCGAUCCUCUCCUUCCACCCUGAGCAAAGCAGGCGCCUUCGCGAAAGGAGGAAAAGCCUCCCGGCUGCCUCCAACGGCGUAGGACUAAGCCAUGUCUACGGGGAAGAUCUGCUGCUUGGUGCUGCUGACCCUGGGGGUGCUGGCCGUGGUCGUGGCCCUUGUGGUCAUCCUGACUCAACCCAAGUGCGGUCCUCAGCGCUACCUGCAUGGUGCUGUGGCUGCUGACACCGAGACCUGCUCUGUCAUCGGCCGGGACAUCCUGAAAAGCGGAGGCACAGCUGUGGAUGCCGCCAUCGCUGGCUUGAUCUGCACCUCGGUGAUGAACCCUCAGAGUUCAGGCCUGGGUGGUGGGGUCAUAUUUACCAUCUAUAAUGCCAGCACAGGGACAGUCGAGGUGAUCAACGCCCGCGAGACGGUCCCACGAGAGUUUCCGCGGAAUUUAUUGUCUCACUGUGCUGGUAUCCCCAUUGGUUCCCUCUGGAUUGCUGUACCAGGAGAACUUCGUGGGUAUGAAGAAGCCCAUAAACGAUAUGGCCGCUUACCAUGGAAAGCCCUAUUUGAACCAACCAUCAAGCUCCUUUCAGAGCCACUUCUAAUUUCCCCGGUUAUGGACAAAAUGAUCCGUCACCCAGAGUUCUCCAGAGUAGGAAAAAGUCUGUGCCCACUGAUAUGUGACGGUCAAGGGUUUUUGAAGCUUGGAGACACCUUCAGGUGGCCAGCGCUGCAGCAAACACUGAAAGCUGUAGCGGAAAAUGGAGCUACAGCAUUUUAUGGGGGACAGAUAGGAAAAGCCCUGGUGGAGGACAUUAGGAAGGCCGGGUCCAAUAUCUCACUGGAGGACCUUCAGGCAUACAAAGCAGAGGUGUCCUCAGCUCUGAACAUUACCCUGAACAAUCACACCACAGUGUUUUCUCCUGGACCGCCCAUGGGAGGUGCUGUGCUCAUGUUCAUCCUCAAGAUAUUGGAAGAGUAUAAACUCCAUGAAGCAUCACUCGCGACACCUGAGGAGAAGGUAGAAACCUACCAUCGCAUUGCAGAGGCCCUGAAGUUCGGCAAUAUGCUAAAACCCCAUAUGAGUGACCCAGCCUUCUCCAAAGCUCAGGUGACUGUGGGGAACAUGUUGUCUGACAAGACUGCUGAGCUUGUCAGACGCCGAAUAGAUACCCGUGGUGACCACCCACUCAACCAUUACAACUUUCUGGAGUCCUUCUACAACCACAGCUACAAAAGCAAGGGCACAAGCCACAUCUCUGUGCUCGCUGCAGAUGGCAGUGCCGUGUCUGCCACCAGCACCAUCAACUUCCCGUUUGGCUCCUUUGUGUAUUCUAACCAAACUGGGAUCAUUUUAAAUAACGAACUCGCUGAUUUCUGCAUAGCAAACAGAAGCAUUAAACCAGGAGAGAAGCCUCCUUCAGCAAUGGCACCUUCCAUUCUCAUCUCCAAGACAGGAGACAUGCUGGUGAUCGGAGGAGCAGGCGGGACCCGGAUUAUCAGUGCUACUACUAUGGCGAUUAUAAACAAGCUGUGGUUUGGCUAUGACUUGGAACAUGCCAUUUCAGCUCCCAUCAUGCAUACUGAAGGUGCCAGUAUCCUGUUUGAGAAACAUUUCAGUGAGGAGGUUAGGAGCGGCCUACUGAGAAGAGGACAUAAAGAAAAGUUAAAUGAAUUUGCAAUGAAUGUUGUGCAGGGAAUUUCCAAGGAAGGAAAAUGCAUCUCUGCUUACUCUGAUAAAAGGAAGCUGGGGAAGUCAGCUGGAUAUUAGCAUGAAAUGCCAUCACAACUCACAAAACCACAGAAGAUAACUAGAUUCAGAACAUGCUUUGGCUUGGACACGUCAAUAUUGCCUGUUCCCAUCAGGAUGCCUCCUAAAGUAUGGGCAAAACUUGUGAUUACAUCUAAUUCCAGUAGACUGCAAGUGACCCUCAGGCAAUACAAGGAUAGGUCAGCCAGCCUUGUUUAGAGCUACACCCUCCAUUACUUAUGUGAUAUAUGGAAAAACAUAUUUCUUGAGCACAUCAGGUGUUGAGAAUAAGAAUACAAAGCGGGAAAGGAAAAUCGGUCCAAACCCCACUGGGAACACUGUGAAAUAACCCAGCUGUAUCUUCCAUUCCUGCUGGAGAGUCUCAGUUAAGAGCAGAAUUGGUUUCUUUCAAGCUGUUGCCACAAUAAGCUUAUUAUCACUGGGCUCAGCAAUGUGAAAUAAGUAACUAUUUCGGUUAUGAGGAUUACAAGAAGUGUCUAUAGGGUCAGGAUUUUAAAAUCUUAAGCAUGCAGGCUUAGAGGGUGGGUUUGGAAAGGGAAGAGAGCAAAACUCCACACUCGCCCUCUUGGUUUUCCCAUCCAAAGAAGCCCUACUUUUCCCAAAGGUGGCAGAUGAAAUCAGUGCAGCGUAGCACAAGUCUGCUGCCCUACUAAUCUCUGCCUUGGGGAUGCAAAGGACCCCACAAACUCAGAGUAACUGCACCGAAGCUUCCUUCAACCCUGCACGCUGGUGACUUUGAGAAUAAGCCUCCCAUGGGGCGAUGUGAAUUCCCGGCUCCUGGGAUGGACGGGCUUCAGCUUAAUUCCCUGGGGGCACCUCUCCCUGUGGCGAGAGGAGUCCCAAUCUGUGCCAGCUCUCCCUCCUCAAUGUCGGCAGAAGAUAAGUCGUUUGGGAAGGCGGGUGAGGAUUGCAGUGGAAGAGCCUUUGGUUUUGGAAGCUUUAUAACUUUCUUCAAAAUGCAAAGGAUACAUGAUCAGAAGACUUCUUUGUAGCCAUGAGCUCAGCCUGGCCCCACAAACACCAGGACUGCUGAGAAGUGAUGCAGCGCUAUCGGGUAUUAGCAGAAUACUUUUCUUCCACAGCCUAAGGACAUGCUCCAACUCCCUGUUUACCACAGCUAGUCUCUAGUGUUCCCUUAAGAUCACAAGAAGGAAAUGGUAGGACUACUUAAGAACCAUCACAGAGAGAAAACUUCUGGAAGAGAGACCUGAACUCAUGCAUCUGGACACAAAAGGUCUUUUGUAGUUACUCCAUAACCUUGCCCUGCUCAAAGUGGCCACGAGAAUCAAACAUUUAAGAAAAAUACCCAAACAAACAAAAAAACCAACCCCCAAACCAAAACAACCCCCAAAGCUCUUCUCAAAUACCCAGGGGCAAGUUCCCACAAUCCCCAACAACUCUAUUUUCUGAAAGCCUAUGAGCUGUACUUCCCUGUGGACACAGACAAUAUUGUGUGUGUGUUUCUGAAAGUGAAGCCAAACCAGAGCAAGGCACCAGCAGAGCCCCCUCCCCUUCACACAUUGGUUCUUACCUCACACACAGCCCAUGGUAUUCCUAGUACAGAAACAAAUAAAAUCCCUCUGUAAACACCAUAACAAGUAUUUGAGCACACACUAUUAAAAAACCAAAUCAAAACAAGGCCAUCCACACACACCCUUACAAACAAGGCCAGACAGGUUUUAAGUCUACUUUUUUACCCACAAAGUCUAUCCAAUAAAGCCAUAGACUUUUUGAAAUCUCAGCCUUCACUUGCAUUUUAACGAUGGUCUGAGUGAAGCUGACUAGAACCAGACGUGUGUUUUCCUUCAGAAAUUGUACGCUGAAGACCGUAUAGCAUGACCACAGCUGUAUCAGAGCUUAAUGAAAAGGUAUUCCUAAGUUACCAGAUCAUUACCGCAAGCACUUUAAUCAUGCAUCUGGAAGACAGAUUACUUAUGUAUAGAGCCAGCUCCAUGCACUGCCCCCCUCCUUCCUCGUCCAAGUAGAAUUUAUAUUAAAUCCCCUAGUUGAGGAGGGACUACUGGUUUCUUCAUCAGAGCUGCUUACUCAAGCCAUAGAAGUGGCCCAGCAUCCUGUUAGACAGCAUGACAGCACUGCUGAAUGUGAACAGAGAAAGGGAAUAGGCCUGAAGUUUGGGGGGUGGGUGGGCAGUAUUUAUGUUCAUUUGGACGGGGUUACGUUGGGUUUUUUGGUAGUCAUCUUCAGUCUACGUAAUUUGCUGAAGUUUUCUACUUUCAUUAACUCCCUUACCUCAGCUACCAGUUCCUGGGUGCAUUGGUUCUAGUGCCAGAAAUAACACCCCAACUGCAGAGUUGUCACAGGGGAAGCACUUACGGGCACCAGACACCAGCUGUGGCUCAUUUACGACCAGACAGAUAAACUAGACCUGAUGCCGGCUUUAGCAAGAUCUGUAGUUAUUUCUAGCUAACCCAACUGAGUUUAGUUUACAAAAAGCAACCAAGAAUGGCACUGGCUGAAGAUGGGGAGAGCAGUUCUUGCUUCCCUAUUAGGCUUCAGGGCAGCCCUCAGCAGUGCCCUGGGCCAUACUUUAUCAUGUUUUGCUAGCAGAAAAACCAAGUCACCAAGUAACUAAGUCUCCAAGUACCUUCACUUCUGACAUACCUUAGGGUAAAGCACACCUCAGUAAUCCAGCCUAUCACCUUUCCAGUGCAGUACUAUCACAGCUACUUCCCAUCACGAAGACGUGGGAAUAUUAUCUGUAGUCCAGCGCUCACUGCAGUUUAACUACUUCGCUACUAACAUUGAAACUGAGCCAAUUAAGCAGUUUUAAAACCCAUCACAGCUUUAAUUCGCAAGACAGAAAGGAAUGAGAGUGCAGAUCUCUCACUGCAGCAGGGACUUCCAGUCCUGUAAUCCUCACUAGCACAACAUCUGGUGAAGCUGAGGGAUUGUACCUCCCUUAGCACCUCUGCUCUUGCCCUGCCACCUCCUCACUGCUGCUGAAAUUUGCUUGGGUCAAGAGCUCCCAGUGUGAUCUUUCGCCAUUCAUGCUCAUGCCAACAGGAGAGCAUUAUUUUUGUACUUAGUCAACUUACACGGACUUUAAAAGCAUCACUGUACAGAGGCUGCUCUAUUUUCUAACAAAGUCUUUAAAUUAUAUUUUUAAUAAAGUGUUUUUAAACCUG